AACAUCCUGGAGCUGACAGUCUGCGAUGAGGAUACUUACACACCAGAUGACCAACUUUUGACUGUUCGCUUUGAUGUAGCUAAAAUCCAACUUGGAGAAAAAGCUCACCUGAAUUUUGAGUUGAAUCCAGAGGCCCGUGAAGUUUCCUGUUUGGAAGUACAUGUGAAUGAAACAAAAAUGAAGAGCCCUUACACAAGGAGAGAUUUCACAUUCAGAAUGAAAGGAUCCUAUGAAGGAACCCAGGCUGUUUCCAUAGGUCCUCACUGCAGAGGGGGAAGCACUGAAACCACCACGUUCCACUACACCAAGCACAGUCAACCCAGACUGCACAUGACGCUGCCAAAGGAGCGUUUUUUCUGUGGACAUGGCUCAGCUGGGAGGGAAAUGGAUGUAAGUAGUCCCCUGGCUGUGCCUCUCCAUUCUCUGGACAUGGGAAAGAAAGUGACAGUGACAAGAGGUGAAUCUUAUGAGGUGUCUGUGAAGGAAGAAGAUGGUUGCAAGAAUUUAGAUUUGCGAUUGGGCUUUGAUCUCUGUGCAGAGGAGCUGAAUUUUAUCCGUAAAAGGAAGAAAGUGGUUGCUGCUGCUCUCAAAAAUGUUCUUCAUCUAGAUGAAGACUUGCAAGAAGAUGAGGUGCCAGUGGUGGCAGUCAUGACCACAGCAGGAGGAGUGCGGUCCAUGACAGCUAUGUUUGGUAGUCUUCUGGCUCUCCAGGAGUUAGGUGUUUUGGACUGUGUCUCAUACAUCAGUGGUUUAUCUGCCACAACAUGGACCAUGGCAAAGUUGUAUGAAGAUGUGAAUUGGUCACAGAAGGAUCUCAGAGGGCCAGCUGGUGAUAUCGGGAAACAUGUGACCAAGAGCAAGCUGCCCUGUUUCUCCUUGGAUCGUAUGAAAUACUAUGAAAAGGAGCUUUGUGAAAGAAAGCAAGAGGGGCACAAGCUGUCCUUUACAGAUUUAUGGGGACUCUUCAUUGAUUGUAUGCUACAUCAUCAGGAAAGUACUCAAAAACUCUCUGAUCAGCAACUGGCAGUAAAUCAGGGGCAGAAUCCACUGCCCAUAUACUUGUCCCUCAAUGUCAAGGAUGACUUUAGCACACUGGAUUUUAAAGAGUGGGUGGAGUUCACACCUUACGAGGUGGGUUUCCUGAAAUAUGGAGCAUUCGUUCGUUCAGAGGAUUUUGGUAGUGAGUUCUUCAUGGGUCGCCUGAUGAAGAAGAUCCCAGAGUCCCGCAUCUGCUUCUUGGAAGGCACAUGGAGUAAUAUAUUUUCCCAGAGUUUUAUGGAUGCCGUCUACCUCUUGGGUCAUUCGGAGGACUUCUGGCACAGAUGGACCCGAGGCACUGAGCAUGACCUUGAGGAAUAUCCUGUUUUGCCCAAGAAGCCUCAUGAACAGACAACUUGCUUAUCCAUUCCCAAAGGCUACCUUUCCAAUACUCUUCGAGAAAUGAUGACUGGACGGCCAGUGGUUUCAACUUACCAUAAUUUCCUCAAGGGCUUGCAGUUACAUAACAAGUAUUUAGAGAACAAGAGCUUUUGCAUGUGGAAAGACACAGUGCUGGAUUCUUCUCCGAACCAGCUGAACAAAAUGGAUGACUACCUCAAAUUGGUAGAUACAGCUUUCUUCAUCAACACUAGCUGCCCACCCGUUCUGAGGCCGGAGAGGAAAGUGGAUGUCAUUUUGCAUUUAAAUUACAGCGGAGGAUCACAGACUCUGCCACUGGACCUAUUCUCAGAGUACUGUUUGGAACAUGGGAUUCCAUUCCCUGGCACAGAGCUGAGCCAGGAAGACCGGGAACACCUGAAGGAAUGUUAUGUGUUUGAGGACAGCUUAGAGGCACCAAUCUUGGCCUAUUUCCCACUGGUGUGUGACACCUUCCAAAAAUACAAGGCACCAAAUGUGGAGCGCAGUCCCACAGAGAUGGAGCAGGGAAGAGUAGACGUGUCCAACUGUAUUUAUCCCUAUGGUACUGGUCUCCUUACGUAUACUGAAGAGAAUUUCAACAAGUUGCUGAACCUGUGCAACUACAACGUCCUGAAUAAUAAACAUUUAAUUCUUCAGGCUUUGCGAACUGCAGUGGAACGGAAGAAGCAAUUUAAAAACUGCUCGUCACCUCAGUUGUCUAAAUUCUAA
Tauraco erythrolophus (red-crested turaco) is the source of this 2127-nucleotide messenger RNA. The record is from RefSeq and is a predicted model, not a curated record. Lineage: Eukaryota; Metazoa; Chordata; Aves; Musophagiformes; Musophagidae.